This is a messenger RNA of Pneumocystis jirovecii RU7, 4686 nucleotides long. RefSeq lists its product as uncharacterized. Lineage: Eukaryota; Fungi; Ascomycota; Pneumocystomycetes; Pneumocystales; Pneumocystaceae. Gene Ontology annotation, molecular function: eukaryotic translation initiation factor 2alpha kinase activity; ATP binding; protein binding. The transcript has 17 exons. Bases 1 to 4686 code for a protein of 1561 amino acids. Gene Ontology annotation, biological process: regulation of translational initiation by eIF2 alpha phosphorylation; DNA damage checkpoint signaling. The record is from RefSeq and is a predicted model, not a curated record.
AUGGAUUCUGAAUUAGUAGAAUGUUUUGAAAUUCAGAAAAAUGAAGUUCAAGCUUUGAAAGCUAUUUAUAUGGACGAUUUUACAUAUAUUGAUAAUAAUGUUUUUUCUCAUACUUCUGAUGAAUUGGCGUCUUUUUUUUUAAAAAUACAUUUGCAUAGUGAUUUUAACGGAGUUAGCUUUUUCUCUUUAGAUUUAAAGAUUUAUAUGACAACUACCUACCCAAAAACUAAGCCAAAAGUUAUUAUCGAUAAUUCUGUUAAUCUUCUUAAAUCUCAAUUGAUUCAAAUAGAAGACAUUAUUUCAAAAACUAUAAAUGAGUUAGAGGGUCGUGAAAUGAUUUAUGAAAUUUCGUCUAAUGUUCAAGAUAUUCUUCAUGAAUGGCAAAACGAAUAUCGACCUUCCACUAAUUUAAGUCAAGAAAGACAUUUAAGAAUUUUGGAAGAAGAAUUAAAACAACAAUUAAUAGAAGAAAAAAUAAGAAAAGAGCAAGAACAUUUUAAAAAAGAAGAAGAAAGGAUUUUGGAUGAAAUGAUUCAAAAAGAAUUAAUUAGAAGAAAAGGACAAAUAAUUCAAGCGAACAAGCGACAACAGCAGGAUUGUUAUCAACUUAAAGGACUUAGUGAUGAUAUAGUAAUAUUUGAUAAGGAAAUGGAAAUACAAAAUGAACAAUAUGGACUUGUUAGGUUUCAGGCUGUAAAGGAUUUAUUGACUUUCCGUAAGCAGUCAUUUAUGACUGUUAAGUUGGCAAUCCCUGUUACAGACCAAAAUAGAGAUAAUAUUUUGAUUUUAAAGGAACUUAUUUUGAAUUCUGAGUUUUGGAAGUCAUUUGACGGAACAAAAGAAAUUUAUAGAAUGGAACAAGAGCUACAAGCGUUUAUAGCUUUAAGACAUCCAUCAAUCGUGCAGUUUUAUGGAUGUAGAAUUUCUCUUCUGAAUUCUGGUAGCUGGAAAUUGUUGUGUUUGCAAGAAUAUAUACCUAGAGGCUCUCUUAGAGAUAUAUUAGAAAACGUUGGUUCUGUAAGUUUAGAUAUUGCUAGAAAUUGGGCAAUGGAUUUACUUGAAGGAAUUAAUGAGGCACAUCGUCGUGGAUUUCUACAUAAAAAUUUGCAUUUAGGAAAUAUAUUGAUAUUUAAGUCUGAAAAAGGGCGAUCGGUUGCAAAAAUAUCCGAUUAUGGUAUUUCAUAUAGUCUUCAACAUAUGAAUAAAUUAUGUAGCUUUACAUUAAAUGAUAAAUCUUUUUCUAAAAAAAGUCCUAUUUCAAAGAAAUGGCAUCCUCCUGAAUAUAAAUUUGAAAGUGAAAAUCCUGUAUUUAAUCGAAAAAGUGAUAUAUGGAUGUUUGGUAUUAUAUUUCUUCAAAUGAUUUUUGGUAUUGAUUCUAUUUCAAAAUACUCUAAUUUGAAAGAAAUAUGUGACCCUACAAUACCUAGUACAGUGAUUGAUUUUCUUAAUCUUGCUUUACAGGUGAAUUGGCAUAAAAGGCCCUCUGCUUCUGAUCUUUUAGCAUCUCCAUUUUUUACUAGUGGACAAAUUGCAAGAACAUUAGGAUUAAAUACGAAAAUUAUAUCUAAACCUUUACAUGAAUUUCCAAGGAUUUCUAAAUAUCGGUCUCAGUCUUCUACAUUGCAAUUAGCUUCUCGAUAUGAAAAUGAUUUUGAAGAAGUAAAAUGGCUUGGAAAAGGUGCGUAUGGUAAAGUGAUAAAGGUGAGAAAUAGACUUGAUGGACAAUAUUAUGCUAUUAAACGAAUUUGUUUAAAUAAAAAUAAAAAUGAAUAUAGUCGUAUUAUUCGAGAAGUUAUUACUCUCUCAAGACUUCAUCAUCAACAUAUUGUAAGGUAUUUUUCUGCAUGGUUAGAAGAUUUGUCGAGUGAAGAAACUGUCUGUGAGCAUGGUUCUAGGGAAUUUGGACGAUCUUUUGAUUCUUACAAACAUGAAUCUGAUAUAGUAACAUCUAAUUUUAGUGAGUACAUUUCUUCAGGUAGACCAAAACAAAGUUUUUUGAAUUAUUUCGAAAGUGAAAUUUGUGAAAAUUUGUCAGAUAAAAGUUCUGAAUCUGUAAAUAAUAGUGUAUUUGUUGAUCUAAAGUUCUCGAAUUCAGGAAUUUUAUAUAUUCAAAUGGAAUAUUGUGAAAAACGUACUUUGAAAGACAUAUUAGAAUCAAAACAUGUAAAUAUUGAUGAAAUAUGGCGUUUGUUUCGUCAGAUUUUGGAUGCUUUAGUGCAUAUUCAUGGACAAGGUGUGAUUCAUAGAGAUCUUAAACCAAGCAAUAUUUUUUUGGAUGAGAAUGGUGAUGUUAAAAUAGGAGAUUUUGGGUUGGCUACUGAAUGCUGGACAAUAAUUGAAAAUUUGGUUUCUAAAAAAUAUUCUGAGAAUAUUGAAAAUGAUAAUGAUUUAACAUCAGGGAUUGGUACUGCUCUUUAUAUUGCUCCUGAGCUUUUAAACCGUGAUAUUGAUCAUUCUUAUAAUCAAAAAGUGGAUAUGUAUUCUUUAGGAAUAAUUCUUUUUGAGAUGUGUUAUCCUUUUAAAACUUCUAUGGAACGUAUAAAAACUAUUUUAAAUUUAAGAGAUCCUAACAUUAUAUUUCCCUUAAAAUUUCCUUCAAAUAAAUUUUCGAAUCAAAAACAUAUUAUUUCAUGGCUUUUACAGCAUGAUCCUAAAACACGUCCCACUAGUUUUCAGCUUUUACGGUGUGAUAUGUUGCCUCCGAAAGUAGAAGAUGAAUAUAUACGUGAAAGUCUUCAUACUCUUGCCAAUCCGAAUACACCGUAUUAUGUUAAACUUAUAGAAACUUUAUUUUCUCAAAAUAUAGAUAAAUGUAAAGAUUAUACAUAUGAUAUUAUGACUAAUUCUUUAAAUAUUGAAUCACCGCUUAUGGAUUGGCUUAAAAACUGUUUGACGUCUAUUUUUAAAAGACAUGGUGCAAUCUCUAAUAAUGACCGUUCACAAUUAUUUCCAAAAAAUGAUAUUUAUAAUUCUGUGCAGGAUCUUGCUACUUUUUUAGAUUCGCAUGGUACUCUUUUGCAGCUUCCAUAUGAUCUUAUUUUACCUUUUGCUCGUCAUCUCACAAAAUAUUCUUUGAAUUAUGGAAAAUAUUAUUGUUUUGGGAAAGUUUAUAGAAGUAGUACUAUUGACACAAUACCUUGGUCAUUAAAUGAAGUUAAUUUUGAUAUUGUUACUAAGAAAGAAGACAAUUUGAGUCUUUAUGAAAGCGAAUGUAUUAAAAUACUUGAUGAAAUUGUAAAUGAAGUUCCUUCUCUUUCAAAAAUGAAGAUUUUAAUUAAUAUAAAUCAUUGUGAUAUAUUAGACUCUAUAUUUGAUUAUUGUGGAAUAGAUAUUCCUUAUAGGCCUAGAGCUAGUAUAUUGUUAUCUCAAUUAGGAAAGACUAUUACACUAAAACAAAUUCAAAAUCAGCUUCGUUCCGAGUCAUUACUUUCUGGAUCUUCUUUAGAACAACUUGAUAAAUUUAAUUUUCAGGAUGAAUUCGAAGCUGGUAUUUUACGUUUAUUAAAUAUAUUUGAUAUGUCGAUGCAUCAAAAUCUUUUACGUUCAAUAGAAAGUAUUCGAUCAGUUUUUUUAUAUUCAAAAUAUCUUCAUAUAGAACAUGAAAUAUACUUUUUUCCUUUAACAGUACAUAAUUAUCAGUUUUAUAAAGGGGGUUUAAUUUUUGAAGCGUUAGUAAUGCAAAAUAAAAAAUGUGAUAUUUUUGCUAUAGGUGGAAGAUAUGAUACUCUUGUUCAUCAUUGUCUUCCUCCUUUGUCUUCCAGAAAAAUUUCUAUUUCUGUUGUUGGAAUAACUAUUUAUAUUGAAAAAAUACUUUCAUCUCUUUUAAAAUUUUCUUUCAAUGAAUUCCCUAUUCGAAAAUAUUCGAAAACAGGUUCUAUUUCUUUUCGAUGGCCUUGGAAUGCUGCAAGAUGUGAUGUUUUGGUUUCAAGUAUAAAUCAUGGAUUUUUAAAUGAGUGUCUGGAAAUUUUAAGUGAAUUAUGGAAAUUUAAUAUUAAAACUGAACUUUCAAGAUCAAAUUUAGAGACUUUGGAAGAAAUUAUAGACUUUGCGAAAAAGAAUGGUAUUAAUUGGAUUGUAAUAGUAAGACAUAAAAGUUAUGAAGCAAAAGGGUUAUUUAAGGAUUAUUCUGUAAAAGUUAAAAAUAUUGCAUCUGAACAUGAUGAAGAAAUAUUAUAUUCUAGUCUUGUUCCAUGGUUAUUAGGAGAAAUAACUGAAAGGAAUAGACAAGAUAUGUCUGAUAAUUUAACUAAGUUUAAUAUGACAAAUAAAAUAAAUACCAAUGAUAUUAUGAUACGGAAACGUGUAUUAGAUGUUAAUUCUAAUAAAAAAAAUGAGCUAUCAGUUCGAUUUUUGUUAGAAGGUAAUCGCAAAAUUAAGUUAAAACAAAAACAGUUUAUAAUUAAUAAAGCUUAUGAAUAUAUUUCUGAAUUAACUAAUGAUAUUUGUUCUAAAAAGCCUGUUGUAUUUUGUGUUGAUUUAAAUGAUGAUAUAUAUGAAUUAAUAAAAAAUACUUGUUUAAAAGAAUAUCAAUGGAGAAAAGUAAUUGAUACUGCGCCUGCUCAUCAAAGACAUUAUGUUCAUCAAUUAUGGUCAUCGUUAAAAGAUAUACAGAAUGAAUCGGGGCACCAACGUGUAUGGUUGUAUACUUUUAGAGCUAAUAAGGCUUUUUUAUACGAAUUUAGAUAA